Molecule: messenger RNA, 1302 nt
Organism: Armigeres subalbatus
Lineage: Eukaryota; Metazoa; Arthropoda; Insecta; Diptera; Culicidae
Gene: Pcmt
Product: protein-L-isoaspartate(D-aspartate) O-methyltransferase
Exons: 4
Coding region: 229-912 (227 amino acids)
Biological process (GO): protein modification process
Cellular component (GO): cytoplasm
Molecular function (GO): protein-L-isoaspartate (D-aspartate) O-methyltransferase activity
Source: RefSeq, a predicted model, not a curated record
UGACAGCUGUUUUAUAUGUCAUAUUCGAAAUGGUUGAAAAUUGAAAAAUCUUUGCAGUGAAAAUUUGAUAAUAUGUUUGUGUAGUGGCCAGAUUAUUCCAAAAGAUAUUUCCUAAAUUCUCAUAACAGUUCUAUAAUCCUUUACGUGCGUCGACACAGGACGAAAUUCAUCGGAAAAGAUCAUUUGUGGACUAUCUGCUGUGUGUGCUUGCUGCUGGGCGCAACAACUAUGGCCUGGCGCUCGCGGGGACUUUCCAAUGCAGAUUUAAUCCGUCAGUUGCAAGAACAUGGCAUCAUUAAGAGUGAACGAGUGGCUCAAGCUUUGAUAGCAACGGAUCGAAAGCAUUAUGUGGCGAGCAAUUUACAACCCUACGUAGAUUCUCCGCAGCGAAUUGGCCAUGGGGCCACCAUCAGUGCACCUCAUAUGCAUGCCUACGCUUUGGAGCUCUUGGAGUCGAAUUUAAAGAUGGACAGUAAAGUGUUGGAUGUAGGAUCCGGUUCGGGAUAUUUGACCGCAUGCUUUGCUCGUUAUAUUCAUCAGAAGGAGAAUGCAACCGGUUUCGUGGUUGGAAUAGAGCACCAUCCUGCACUAGUCGAACUCGGCAAAAACAACAUCAAGGCAGACGAUGAAUCCCUCAUAGACACUGGGAAGGUCAUUCUUGUUGAGGGCGAUGGUAGACAAGGCUACAAAGAGCACGCCCCGUACGAUUGUAUCCACGUCGGAGCCGCUGCCCCCGAGACGCCUCAAGAACUAAUCAAUCAGUUGAAACCGGGUGGUCGCAUGAUCGUGCCCGUUGGCCCGGAUGGAGGAAUGCAGUACCUCGAGCAGUACGACAAGAACACCGAUGGCAAGGUGGAGAAGACCCGGCUGAUGGGGGUGAUGUACGUGCCACUGACGGAUUUACACUCGUGAUGCCUUAGCCGCAGAGGCUUUUGUAUGGCACUUCGUGUGCUGCUGGUGCUGAUGUUGCUGCUGCUCUUUGCCUACAGUUUGAAGAAAAGAUUCUAUUAGGUUGAGCUUCCGUGGUCACUUUUCAGCCUCUAAAUCUCAGUUUUCUAGAAGUUUUAUAUUUACGGCUGUGUUUUGUUGUGGAAACCUACUCAUAUUACAGUUUAGUAUUAAAAUAUGUUUGGUCUUUGAUGUUGACGAGCGUAUUUUAUUUAUUUUCGUUUUAUAAUUUAUUCUGAUUUAUAGAAAUCGCAUCUGACAUGUAAAUCUACUUAGAGGAAUUAAAUAACUAGGCUUUCACAAAAAAUAUCUUUAUGCCGGAAUAAAUAUAUAAUGUGUGAAUUGCAAAUCUCA